Messenger RNA from Dioscorea cayenensis subsp. rotundata (Guinea yam), 744 nucleotides. The record is from the annotation of a RefSeq genome assembly. Lineage: Eukaryota; Viridiplantae; Streptophyta; Magnoliopsida; Dioscoreales; Dioscoreaceae.
AUGAAUGUUAUACCGUGUUCCAUUAAAACACUCAAAGGAUUAUAUGAUAUAUCGGGUGUAGAAGUAGGCCAACAUUUAUAUUGGCAAAUAGGGGCUUUACAAAUACAUGCCCAAGUACUUAUCACUUCUUGGGUCGUAAUUGCUAUCUUAUUAGGUUCAGUCAUCAUAGCUGUUCGGAAUCCACAAACCAUUCCGAGCGGUGGUCAGAAUUUCUUCGAAUAUGUCCUUGAAUUUAUUCGAGAUUUGAGCAAAGCCCAAAUUGGAGAAGAAUAUGGUCCUUGGGUUCCCUUUAUUGGAACUAUGUUCCUAUUUAUUUUUGUUUCUAACUGGUCAGGUGCUCUUUUACCUUGGAAAAUCAUACAGUUACCUCACGGGGAGUUAGCUGCGCCCACGAAUGAUAUAAAUACUACUGUUGCUUUAGCUUUACCCACGUCAGUAGCAUAUUUUUAUGCAGGUCUUACCAAAAAAGGAUUGGGUUAUUUCAAAAAAUACAUUCAACCAACUCCAAUUCUUUUACCAAUAAAUAUCCUAGAAGAUUUCACAAAACCCUUAUCUCUUAGUUUUCGACUUUUCGGGAAUAUAUUGGCUGAUGAAUUAGUAGUUGUUGUUCUUGUUUCUUUAGUACCUUCAUUAGUUCCUAUACCCGUUAUGUUUCUUGGCUUAUUUACAAGUGGUAUUCAAGCUCUUAUUUUUGCAACUUUGGCUGCGGCUUAUAUAGGCGAAUCCAUGGAAGGUCAUCAUUAA